Molecule: messenger RNA, 1077 nt
Organism: Daldinia vernicosa
Lineage: Eukaryota; Fungi; Ascomycota; Sordariomycetes; Xylariales; Hypoxylaceae
Product: DUF1531-domain-containing protein
Exons: 1
Coding region: 316-789 (157 amino acids)
Biological process (GO): protein transport
Source: RefSeq, a predicted model, not a curated record
AUUUUAUAUUAGGGGACCGUGCGCGCUAAGCUAAGGUUACCAAGCGGCUUUUUUUCCUUUUGGAUGCUUAUUUCACGCGACAGGCAGGGAUUCUGAACCAUUCCUAUUCCUACGGCUUAAAAAGUCUCACAAGCCUUGUACAUAUUUGCAUGUCAUUCAUCAGUGUCCCAUUACCGAAUACUUUUGAGGCAUUUGAUACAAUAUUACGCAACGAUUUAACUCCCAGCUUCUUUCUUUUCACUUUUCUCCUUUCUAUUCCCUCGAGCUGCCGAACAAUCUAUUCCCUACAACGAGAAAGAGAAUCAUUUGCCUAUCAUGUCGGAACUCAUAGAUCUAGUCGCCCAUCUAUUCGAUUCGAUAUCCGAGCUCUAUACGCUGGUUCGAGACCGCUUUAGCAACAACGUCAGCGAGUCAUUUAGUUCUAUGACGCCGAAGGAUUGGAUUCGGCUAGUCAUCAUCGUUGGCGCAUAUGCGUUACUACGACCGUACAUCAUCAAAUACGGCGCCAAACACCAAGAAAAGCAGCUCGAGAAACAGUUCGCAGAAGAAGAAGCAAAGCAAGCGGAAAUAUCGCCUAAUCAACUACGCGGCGAGAUCGGCAUACCUGACGAUAGCGACGACGACGAGGAACAAGCGGAAACUACGGCUUCGGAUUGGGGAAAGAAGGCGCGCAAGCGUCAGAGGAACAUGAUAAAGAAGCUGCUGGAUGCCGAGGAAAAGAGACUCCAAGAGCUACAAGAAGACGAAGAGGAUAAGGAUAUUGAACAGUAUCUAGUGGCAGACGACUAGGUAGUUAUACCAUGUACAUAGGAAGAAGAUAUCGACAUGCUUCAUUACCUGUAGCUGGAAUAGCAACAAAAAAAGACCACCUAAUAUUGGGUAAUCAGCUAUUUAUUGUCCUCAAUGUAACCGAUCUAGUAGUAUCUUAUGGUGGUAACUACAUAGUUAUUAUGAACCGAACUUUGUUGUUUGAUAUUCUAUAGCUAUAUCCGUGAUGCCAUCUUCAAAAUAUUAAUUAUUAUUUGGUUCGGCUGAUAAAUAUGUCCAUUUCGCGCAUAUUGUACAAUACGUUGGGUC